Messenger RNA from Phodopus roborovskii (desert hamster), 3916 nucleotides. It is a transcript of the gene Zbtb7b, whose product is annotated as zinc finger and BTB domain containing 7B. Gene Ontology annotation, biological process: positive regulation of gene expression; regulation of transcription by RNA polymerase II. Gene Ontology annotation, molecular function: DNA-binding transcription factor activity, RNA polymerase II-specific; RNA polymerase II cis-regulatory region sequence-specific DNA binding; protein binding. NCBI's taxonomy places the organism in Eukaryota, Metazoa, Chordata, Mammalia, Rodentia, Cricetidae. The transcript has 3 exons. The coding region runs from base 461 to 2092 and encodes 543 amino acids. The record is from RefSeq and is a predicted model, not a curated record.
CAAUUUGGCCGCUGCUGUCUUCUGUCCCCUCCCUUCUUCCUUCUCCUGGUCCCACCUCCAGCAACCUCUCACAUUGCUCCUCCUCACCUCUGUCCUCCUGGACUGGCCUAGCUCCUACCUUUCCUACCCCUCACCUUUUUCCCCUUUUAGGACUGAGUAAGGGCAGGCGGGGGUGGGGACAGCUGGGGCUUUGGGCACUGAAGGCAGAGACUUUGGGCCCUCUCCCACGCUGCCAGCCCUUCUGUAACCCCUCCCUCCAAGCUGGGGGGAGGGGGUAGCACCCAGAGGGUUAAGACUGUAGGGGGAGGGACUGGGCCAGGUCGUGGGCGGCCCCUUUGAAGGAGGGAGCUAGAGUGGGGAACAGACACCCCCCCCGUUAUCCCUCCCCCUCCCCUUCCAACGUGCUGCCCCCGGGGGCCAGGAGGAGUUGCCGGCAAGGCCCCUCAGCGUUCAGGAGAAGAUGGGGAGCCCUGAGGAUGACCUGAUUGGAAUUCCAUUCCCAGACCACAGCAGUGAGCUUCUGAGCUGCCUCAAUGAGCAGCGCCAGCUGGGCCAUCUGUGUGACCUUACCAUCAGGACGCAGGGUCUUGAGUACCGCACCCACAGGGCUGUGCUAGCUGCCUGCAGCCACUACUUCAAGAAGCUCUUCACCGAGGGUGGGGGGAGCGCUGUUAUGGGAACCGGGGGUGGCGGGACAGCUGCUGGAGGAGCAGGGGCCGCCGGUGUGUGUGAGCUGGACUUUGUAGGGCCAGAGGCCCUGGGUGCCCUGCUUGAAUUUGCCUACACAGCCACACUGACCACCAGCAGCGCCAACAUGCCGGCUGUACUUCAAGCUGCCCGGCUCCUGGAAAUCCCCUGUGUUAUUGCUGCCUGCAUGGAGAUCCUACAGGGUAGCGGGCUAGAAGCCCCUAGCCCGGAUGAGGAUGACUGUGAGCGAGCCCGACAGUACCUUGAGGCUUUUGCCACUGCCACCACCUCAGCCUCAACCUCAGGAGUGCCCAAUGGUGAAGAUAGCCCUCCACAGGUGCCCCUCCUACUACCACCACCACCACCUCGACCUGUCGCCCGCCGCAGCCGCAAGCCCCGAAAAGCUUUUCUUCAAACCAAGGGGGCCCGAGCAAACCAUCUGGUCCCUGAGGCGCCCACGGUACUCUCCCAUCCCUUGACCUACGAAGAAGAAGGGGUGAUUGCUAGAGUGGGCAACAGUGGGGGCAGUGGGCUUGGGGACAGCUACAGCCCUCCCACAGGUGCUGCCUCACCUCCUGAGGGGCCCCUGAACUAUGAGGUCUGUGAGGGUGAGGAAGAAGAAGAAGAGCUGGCCUACCCCCCAGCUUACGGGCUAGCACAGAGCAACGAGCCCUCACUGUCGCCAGAGGAGCUGGGUUCAGAUGAAGACACCAUCGAUCCCGACCUGAUGGCCUACCUAAGUUCCCUGCACCAGGACGCCCUGGCACCAGGCCUGGAUGGCCAAGACAAGCUGGUGCGUAAACGCCGUUCACAGAUGCCCCAAGAAUGCCCAGUCUGUCACAAGAUAAUCCAUGGGGCUGGCAAACUGCCACGCCACAUGAGGACCCAUACCGGUGAGAAGCCCUUUGCCUGUGAGGUCUGCGGUGUCCGCUUCACCAGGAAUGACAAGCUGAAGAUCCACAUGCGGAAACACACAGGAGAGCGCCCCUAUUCGUGCCCACACUGCCCAGCCCGCUUCCUGCAUAGCUAUGACCUCAAGAACCACAUGCACCUGCACACUGGGGACCGGCCCUAUGAGUGCCACCUGUGCCACAAGGCUUUCGCCAAGGAGGACCACCUGCAGCGCCAUCUCAAAGGCCAGAACUGCCUGGAGGUGCGCACCCGAAGGCGCCGCAAGGACGAUGCGCCACCGCACUACCCGCCACCCUCCACCGCCACCCCAUCCCCUGCCGGCCUUGACCUCUCCAAUGGCCACCUGGACACCUUCCGCCUCACUCUGGCCCGAUUUUGGGAGCAGUCAGCUCCCACAGGACCCCCGGUCACUACUCACGGGCCCCCUGAGGAGGAAGAGGAGGAAGGGACAUCUACCACACCACAGGCUGAAGGUGCCAUGGAGCCCUCUUAAAAGAGGGGUGAAUGGCCAGGCUGGAGCAGCACAAGGCCUAGGAUGCCAUGCCAAGCAGUGGGGAGCACAUAAGACCAAUGGAGUUGGGGGUCAGGGACCCUGAGCCUUGUUGGCUUCAGAAGCAACCCCUUUCCCCCCAGAGCCUUCAUUCCAAUUCCAAGCUGAGGUUUUGGGUCACAAGCUCUCUAGAUUGGGGUGAUCACCCAAGGAGUUAUAUAUGAAAUAUAUAUGUGUGUGUGUGUGUAUGUGUGUGUAUGUGUCACACACGCUGCACAUAUUUCUAUAUAUACACACACACACAGUAAAGGUGGGGUCCCUGUCCCAGCUGCUACUGGGGAAUUGAAGCAAUAAUCUAUCUCUGAUUUGUGGGGUCCCACUUCGGCUAUGCGGGUUUCUAGGAGGCUGGGGCUUGGGACCAAAGCCUUGCCCUGCUCCCAUGCCCCCUGGGUUUUGGCUGUGUGUGAGGGGGUGGACUGCCCCUCCCUUCCGAGACCCCUCCUUCCUGGUUUCUGUUCCCUUUUCCUGGCAGUAAAUUAUGCAAAAGGGGGUGGCAAAGGAAGGGUAAGUGGGGGGAAACAAGGUGGAAGCUUGAGGACUAGGGGUGGGGGGGACUGGGCCUGUAAGGACGGAGCCAUCCCAGUCCCCCCUCCACCCAGUUCCAACGCUGAGUCAUGGGGUCCUGGAGAAGGGGGCAGGGUGGCUUGAUUGGCUCGCCCGCCCCUGGGGGGGUAGCAGAAGGGCUCCGCCCAGCUAAGGGAGCUCUCCACCUCUCCCCUCCCGCGUCCCGGGGCAGGGAAUGUCUUGUUCCUGGCGCUCCCUCCCCAAGGCCAGAGGGCAGGGCGGGCCGGGCGUCUUACCCUCUUCUCCUCCCUACCUCCCCGCCCAGGUGCAAGCCGGAGCCGCCUCUGCUGCGUGCUGCCCCUGACUCACGCCGCCCCCGGGCUGGCGGGCGCUGGGUGUGGGAUGGGGUGAGGGGUUGAGGUAGCCUUGCGGGGAGCGGGUGAGCCAGCGCCAUCUGGUGGCCAUGCCCUGUAGUGGCGAGUGCCCCCCUCUCCCCCCCCCCCCCCGUGACCACUUUAGUGAGUUAGUGUCAUGCCCAGCCAUCCUGGCCUUUGAACGGGUGCUCCCGCUUGUCCCUGGGAAAAGUGAGCUGCAGAGCAGAUCUAGAGGAAAGAAAUCCUUUCCUGAGACCUUGCCCGUCACUCUUAGGACUGAGUCCACCCCCAUUCUGUACAUAGCCUCUUCUGAUGGUCUUGUUGAAAUCCAAUUUCACAUUUUAAACUACCAAUUCUCCUGGGGUGGAGAAGAAUCUUCACCCCUGCCCCUUCCUCGCUGGGUGCUGGACCCCCAUUGCUGCCUGGGCUCUGCCUUGCACUAUUUCCCCCCUUUGGCCUGGUGGCCCUUCCCCCUCCUUAAAAGGGGCAGGUUCAGGGGCCGGUGCUCUCCUCUCCCCAUGCACCUCCAUGCCCAUUUGCACAGCUGCCCAGGUACCCCCAACAGUGGGGAGGGGUCAAACAGGGAGGGGUGGCGGGACCAGUCCCUGUGUCUAUUUAAAAAGUGAUGAUGUAAUAUAUUAGGAGGGAGGUCAGGUGCUCUGGGCCUCAUCUUAGCAUUUCAGGUGAUAGGGAGCCCAGGGCUGGAGAAACCUGGGGCUUAGUCCCAGAAAGUGGGGACAAUGUGGCCUCACUCUCUACUUGCGGCUUUCCCACUCAGUGCCUUAGUGGGGGGUAAGCAUUUCCCCCCUCCUCUCCCAUUCCCUUCAUCUACCCCUGCCCCCGCCUUGGGUGUAAGUGACAGGAAGAAAUAAUAAUAAUUUAAGAUUCA